UUCCGGGGUCGCACGGGAUCCGCUGGUUCCGUAACAACAUCCCGUUGGCCUCCCUCAGGUGGCGGGACCGGUGCGGCCGCCGCCUCCCAGGAGCGCCCGCUCGCCCGCUCGCCGGCCCGGGCCGCCAUGGCCACCAACCCGCAGCCGCAGCCUCCGCCCCCCGCGCCGCCGCCGCCCCCGCCGCAGCCUCAGCCCCCGCCCCCGCCGCCCGGCCCCGGGGCUGGCCCCGGCGCGGGCGGGACGGGCGGCGCAGGGGCCGGCGCGGGGGACCCGCAACUCGUGGCCAUGAUCGUGAACCACCUCAAGAGCCAGGGGCUCUUCGACCAGUUCCGCAGGGACUGCCUGGCCGACGUGGACACUAAGCCUGCUUACCAGAAUCUGAGACAACGCGUUGACAACUUUGUUGCGAACCACUUAGCAACUCAUACGUGGAGCCCCCACCUCAAUAAGAACCAGCUAAGAAACAAUAUUAGACAACAAGUACUCAAGUCAGGAAUGUUGGAGUCUGGUAUCGACCGAAUUAUUUCUCAGGUUGUAGACCCAAAGAUCAACCACACGUUCAGACCUCAGGUGGAGAAAGCUGUGCACGAGUUCUUGGCCACGCUGAACCAUAAGGAGGAAGCCAGUGGCAGCUCGGCCCCCGAGGAGGAGAAGCCAGACUCCUCUGUCGUCACACAAGGCGUCCCUGCUCCUGGGCCCAGUGCGAAUGUAGCCAACGAUGCCAUGUCAAUCUUGGAGACCAUAUCUUCUCUUAACCAAGAGGCUACUGCUGCCAGGGCUUCGACGGAAGCAUCAAACGCUAAGACCAGUGAGAGAACAUCCAAAAAACCCCCGUCUCAGCCAAGCGCCGACACCAGCACUGAGAAGGAGAAAGCUUCAGAGGACAUGGCUGAUAAAGACAAGGCCGCGCCGGACUCCGCGGGGGAAGGACAGGAAACAGCCCCCAAGUCCGAGGAAGCUAGCGAGCUCCCUUGUCCGGUAGAAGAAGUUAAAAAUCACACAAAAGAGAGCAGCAGUUCUGUUCUGCUAAAUAAAGACGUUCCACAGGAAAGCAGUGACCAAAAAAAUAAACCAGACAAAGGUGAAAAGAAACCAGACAGCAGUGAAAAAGGAGAAAGGAAGAAAGAAAAGAAGGAAAAGAGUGAAAAGAAAUUUGAUCACUCAAAAAGGAAUGAAGACACACAAAAAGUCAAAGAUGAAAAACAAGCGAAGGAGAAAGAGGCAGAGUGUACAAAAGCUCCUUCAGAAAAGAGCGGUAACAAAGCUAAAGCCACUGACGGGACAAAAGAAGAUUGCUCUGUGAUAGAUUCUGAUGUGGAUGGACUCACAGACAUUACAGUUAGCUCUGUCCACACCAGUGACCUCUCAUCUUUUGAAGAAGACACUGAGGAAGAGGUUGUAAUGUCUGAUAGCAUGGAAGAAGGAGAGAUUACGUCAGAUGAUGAAGAGAAGAGCAAACAGAAUAAAACAAAAACUCAGACCUGUGAACCCAGUGAAGGAAGAGCGAAAGGCGGACGACAGGCGUACGUUCACAAACCAUUCCUUUACUCAAAGUACUACAGCGAUUCUGACGACGAACUCACUGUAGAGCAACGGCGACAGUCGAUCGCUAAAGAAAAAGAAGAGAGACUUUUAAGAAGGCAAAUUAAUAGAGAAAAACUUGAAGAAAAACGAAAACAGAAAGCAGAAAAGACAAAGACAUCGAAAGCUAAGAGCCAAGGCAAAAAUAGUAUGGACUUAGAAGAGCCAUCAACAAAGAGUUUGGAACCUAAAGCCCCCAGAAUUAAAGAAGUCCUUAAAGAACGGAAAGUUUUAGAAAAAAAAGUAGCCUUAAGCAAAAAAAGAAAAAAAGAUUCAAAGAAUGUUGAAGAGAGUUCUAAAAAGAAGCAGCAAGCUGAAGAAGAUUCCAAAGAAACCCUCAAAACCAGUGAGCAUUGUGAAAAGGAAAAGGUGUCUUCUUCAAAGGAUUUGAAACACGUCCAUACAAAAAGUGAAGCAAGCAGACCUACCCGGAGACUCUCCGAGUGUUUGCAUUCAGCUGAUGAGAACAAAAAUGAAUCCAAACUAGAACGAGAACAUAAAAGGCGGACAUCUACCCCCGUUGUGGUGGAGGGGGCACAGGAAGAGACUGACACGCGAGAUGGGAAAAAGCAAAUGGAACGCUCAGACGUGGGCACGGAAGAAAAGGAACCCCAGAAACAGAAGAGCACCCUUAAAAAUGAAAAGCAUCUAAAGAAAGAUGAUUCUGAAACAGCGCAUGUGAAAAACCUCCCCAAGAAAGAGAUGAAGUCUUCCAAGGAAAAGGCUGAAAAAGAAAAAACUGUGUCAGAAGACAAGUCGUCUACGAAACACAAGCACAAAGGGGACGGCGCGCAUAAAACGGGCGACGAGGCGGAGCUUCAUUCUUCCGAGAAAGGGUUAAGAGUAGAUGAGAGUGUUCAAAAGCAAAGUCAACAAACGAAGCUUUCUUUGGAUGAUAAAGCCGAACGAAAAAGUAAACAUAGGAAUGAAAGGAAGUUAUCCAUUUUAGGCAGAGAUGGAAAGCCGGUUUCUGAAUAUAUUAUAAAAACAGAUGAGAAUGUUCGUAAAGAAAACAAAAAAGAGAGACACCUCUCGACCGACAAAACUAAGGCAGAGCACAAAUCAAGAAGAUCGAGUGAUUCUAAAAUUCAGAAAGAUUCCCUGAGUUCCAAGCAACACGGAACCACAUUACAGAGGAGAAGUGAAAGUUAUUCCGAGGAUAAGUGUGAUACAGAUUCAGCUAAUCUGGACAGUAAUUCAAAACCAGAAGAGGUUUGCCACAAGGAGAAGCGGAGAACAAAGAGUUUGUUAGAAGAGAAACUUGUGUCCAGGUCUAAAUCAAAAAGUCAAGGCAAACAGUCAAAAGUCACUGAAACGGAAUUACAAGAGGGUAUCGCAAAACAGAUGACCACUUCAAAACCAGAGAAGGAGAAGAACUCGGAAGAAAACGACCCAGAUAGACAACGAAAGUCGAAAGCUGAGGACAAAUCUUCCGAGGAAGCUGGUGUUGAACCUGCGUUAGAGGGUGUCGCACCUUCUGCCCACGGCGCCCAGAAGGACUCUGGUCACAGGGCCAAGCUGCCGUCAGCAAAGGACAGAUGUAAGAGUGAGAAGGAGUCGAGCUCCUCUAGACUGGAGAGGAAAUUAUCAGAUGGGCACAAAAGCAGGAGCUCAAAGCAUAGUAAUAAGGAGGUGAAAAAGAAGGAAGAUAACAAAUCAGAUGAUAAGGAAGGUAAAGAAGCUGACAGCAGUCAUGAAAGGGCCAGAGGAAAUGGUCCAGCGACUGAAAAGAAAUUAAGCAGAAGGUCGUGUGAAAAUCGGAAAGGAAGCGCAUCCCAAGAAAUGACCAAAGGAGAAGAUAAAUCAGCAGCAAACACUUCGAGCUCUCCCAGUAGUUCUUCCCUUCAGAGACCAAAAAGAGGUGGUGAUACCACACUGACCCCUGAACAAGAGCCAAUGGAAACUGAUUCUGAAGCUGCUGUGGAAAAUGUACUGGAAGUUUCGAAAAUCCACGAGAGUAGCAGUAAUAGUUCUCAGCAAGAUGCUGACUCUGAAAACGCGAUGAAGCAGAAGGCGACAGGCACGGUUCUAAAGGAUGAAGGAAGAGCUUCCACCACAGAUGCAAAAACAGCCACUCCGGCCUGUAAAUCAGGGCGUGGAGCAGGGGUCGCUGGUAAUUCUGAAAAGCACGCUGACCAUAAAAGCACCACGACCAGGAAAGUGCAUAUCCAGAGUGCUACAUCCAAACCAAACCCCAGGGAGAAAACACCAACUCAACAAGGAACUCAGGACUCGAACGCAGACUCGGAAGCUAGUCAUAAAAUGCUGCCUGGUGCUCCAUCAGAAAGCGAGAAGGCACAGAAGAACUUGAAACAUACAAGACCCGCUGAAGAGCGUGUUGCUCAAGGAGACACUGUUGAACAUUCCACGAAUGUAGACCCCUCGCCAUCCUUAAGUUCGGUGCCUGUUGUGCCUCAGCAACCAUCUCAUGAUGCAGACGUGAUUCCUGUGGUUGACAGGAGAGAUGUUUCAGACGUGGGCACAGGCGGCACCUGCCUGGGGGACCACUCCGACCUCCCUAACCAAAGUUUGACUCUUAAGGAAUCCGAAGUCCCCAGGACAAGUCACAGCAAAGAAGGUGGUGCAAUUUCCACAGCAGAUAGGCCAGCGAAAGCAAGCCUCGCUAGCAAAAAGAACAUUCCAGAAGGUUCCCAGGCCACCAUACUGCACAGUAAACAAGGGAAAGGAAGCAUGCCUCUUGAUAGCAAGUUAACAGACACAGUUAUGGGAAAUGAGAAGGUUAAAGAAGGUGACGUAAGUAGAGAGCUCACUUCAGAGCAGACAGUUAGAGCUGCAAUAGCAAAUGGCCAAAAGGAUGGCGUCGCUGUCGACUGCACUGUAGGCAUGAGCACCGAGAAAGAUGCUAAAAGUGUUGGACUUGAGCACAGUAGAGGCUCGGGUGAAGUAGUGCAUGCGUCCGCUGAUGUUGGAAGAAGGAAGGAAAGCAGUGAGGUAGACACCAGUGCCGGAGGUAACCCUGCCUCCUCGGCCUCACACCAAAGGGACAGAAAAACUGAGAAUGUGACAGCGGGGUCUGGCAGGGCAGAGAAGUCUUCUCUGGCCACUAGUACAGAAGGGAAGGACAGAGGCCUCCCCUUGAACUCCGCCAAAGCUGGGGACGCUACAACCACUUCCUCGGAAAGGGGAGAGGAGGAGGGGGCCGUGCCUUGCACAAGCAUUGAAGCAGACGAAGGCCUCACGGGGGGCUCCAGAAACAGUGCUCUCCCCUCGGGGGCGGAAGCCGGGCGGUGCACUGUGUUUGCCGCGGCAGAGGAAGGAGGCGGUGUGGUCACAGAGGGCCUGGCAGAAAGGGAAACCUUCCUCACCAGCACCAAGGAGGGGGGAGGUGGGGAGUGCGCUCUGGCUGGAUCUGAAGAGCAAGCGACGGACCCAGUGACCGCUCAGGCAGUCACCGUUGAAGACAGUAUCAACAGUGCUGUGACAGAGGAGAAAGAUGAUGCCGUGACCAGUGCUGGCUCUGAAGGAAAGUGUGACGGUUCUUCCAGCAGAGACUCAGAAAGACUCGGGGGAGCCGUCGCUUCCACCGGUGAAGGCGAGAGUGAUGGAGCCGUAACAAGCGCGGGGACAGAAAUGCGAGAGGAAUCGUUAGGCAGCGAAGAGGCAGACAGGUUCCAGAGAAACAUGACGAGGGUGGGCCCCCAGAAAGAACCCGAGGGGACUGUGACAUGUACAGGAGCAGAAAGGGGGAGCGGAAGCUUUGCGAUGUGCCCGGUCACGGGUGCAGGGCCGCAGGAGGAGCGUAUGGUUACAGGGGCGGCUGCUGCCCUGGUGGACAAUGACACCCCACCAGGAGCGAAUGCCACCCAGCAGGGAGAUGGUUCUGGGAAUGACGGCACAGAGGGGGAGAGUGCCGUCACCAGCACCGGGAUCACGGAGGAAGAUGCAGAGGGGCCGGCGAGUUGCACAGGUUUGGAAGAGAGCAGCGAAGGCUUGGCAAUAAGUUCUGAGUCCGAAGAAACUGGACAGAGCGCUAUGGACAGCACGGCAGCCAAAGAGGUCGCCAGCGUACCAGCAGUCGCUGCUGGUCCCUGUGACGACGAAGGCAUCGUCACCAGCACGGGCGCCAAAGAGGAGGACGACGAGGGUGAGGGUGUCGUGACCAGUACGGGACGAGGAAACGAAGUUGGGCACGCCUCAGCGUGCGCGGGGAUAGAAGAGGAAGGCGAGGGGGCGCCCGGCUGUGAGAGCGCGGAAGGAGGAGACGGCCGCGUAGGGACAGCCGCCGGGCACGGGCCCGCCGCCGCCGGGAGUGCACAGGAGAGCAGCGUGCACAGCGUGAGCGGUGCCGAGAAGGACAUGAAAGAUGCGGAGAUCUGCUCCAGUGCCAAGGGGGUCGUGGGAAGCAGCGUGACCAGCGCGGCUUCCAGGGAGGACGGAGCAGCAGCCCCAGAGCCCGAAGCUUGCGAGGGGCCCAUGACCAGCGCAGCCUCAGGUCAGCGCGACAGUCAGCUCGCCAGCGAAGGCAGAGUCGAAGACACCAUUAUUUCCACCGGCCUGGUGGGGGGCAGCUGCGAGGAACUGGUGUCUGGCGCCGUCCCAGAGUACGAGGUCCCCCGCACGUCGCCGAGUGAGAAGGAAGACGAGGGGGUCAUCACCUCUGUGGAAAAUGAGGAGUGCGACGGCCUCACGGCGACCACAGCCGGCGACGGUGUCGCCCGCCAGACCGGUGUUUCUGGGGGCCAGGGUCAAGGCACAACAGGCCUGGUGAUUUCCACCAGUAGCACCCACGAUUACGCUUCCCAGUUCAGCACCCUCAGGGACACGGGAGGUCCUUCCAGCGCUCUGCGGACCGAAGCAAGUGUGGAAGGCCCCCGGGUGAUCGCGGACGAGUUCGAGGCCCCCAUGCCCAGCGCGGGCUCGGGAGGGGAGAGCCAGCCCACUGCGGCGAGGGGCAAGGAGAAGGACGAGUGUGCCAUGAUCUCCACAAGCCUCGGCGAGGAGUGCGAAGUGCCUGUCUCCAGCGCCACGACCACCCUGUGUGCCGGCGGCCAGCAGCCCGUGGCAACGGCUGAAGGAAGAGCCAAGGGCCCCGUCUUGGUCGGCACUGACGACUUCGAGGCGCCUAUGCCCAGCGCACCCAGGGAAGUGGCAGGUCCUCUCGCCUCGACCAGCAAGGAGGAGAAGGAUGAGUGCGCUCUCAUUUCCACCAGCAUAGCGGAGGAGUGCGAGGCCUCCAUUUCGGGGGGAGCUGCGGGAGGUGGGCGCGAGCAGGCUGGCACAGCCGUGGAGGAGAAAGACGGGAGUGCCGUCAUCUCCACAAGCUCGGUGGAGGACUGCGAGGGCCCUGUGUCCAGCGCCGUCCCUCGGGAGGAAGUCCAUCCUGCGGCCGCCCCUGCGGAAGAGAUCAGCGACACCACCGUGAUUUCCACGAGCACCUCGGAAGGACGGGAAGCAGCCAUGAGGGGUGCCGUCCCCCAGGAUGAAGAGGCGCCCGCGGGUGUGCAGAUGGAGGAUUUGAGUGACGCCGCCAUCAUCUCCACCAGCACAGCCGAGUGUGUGCUGGCUGCCGCUGGCCCGGACAGGCACGAAGAGAACCCACUGACUGCUAGCAACCCAGAAGGAGGAGACGACCUGUCAGCCGCAAAGCAGGAGCCUGAGGGUGACUUGAAAACCACCACCGACAGUGUUCACGGCCAAGAGUCAGAAAUCGCUCCUUCCCACGCCGUCCUUCCAGCUGCCUGUCCUGUGGCUGUGUCAGCAACAGAGUGUGAGCAGGACUUGACCGGGAAGAGUGAUCACCGUGGAUCGCGAUGCACUGUUCAGGCGUCGGCUGAGAAAACGGGAGAUGGCAUGGUGAGAUCCUUCCAGAAGGAAGGAGGCCUCGCGGUCACUGUUUCUCCUGAAGAAAAUGUGGGUGACCUAGGCCACGAAGACUCUCCAUCGAAUGUUUUGGGAGGAUUGGAAUUGAAAGCUGACUUGAAAACUGAGACAUUGCUACAGGCAGAAGAAGAGAAGAGUCAUGAAAUUCCAGCACCAUCAGAGCGUCCACGUGGGAGAAAGCCAACUGGGACAACUGAACUGCAGAGCGAGCCUUUGGUGUCGAACGAAUCACCGAGGGUGGAAAAUGCAGGCUCAAGAACAAAAGAAGAAGUUCACAGCAAGUGUCAUAACAAAGAAGGCAUAUCCAGUGGUAGCAAAGACAACACAGAAGCUGUAAGAGGUCACAGUGUUGAAGCAAAUUCUAAAGAGGUGGAAGAGAAGGAAAGGCAUACAUCUAAAAGAAAAAGAAAGAAGCAUUGCCCCUCUUCAGAAGAUGAACUGGAUGAUAAUUCAGAUGCCCUGGAUUCCAAAGUAGAAACAGCACAGAAGCAGCAUUCUGAAACUGAGCCACGGGACACAAAGGAGGAGAGCUCUGGGGGUUUGGAAGAACCGUCCAAAACGAGUCCCAAGGCAGGCGGCCCUGCUUCACGAGCCAUGGAGGAGAGAGAUGAAUACGGCAGCAGUGAAGCUGCUGGCGAAAAGACAGAGCAAAAUGAUGACGACAACGCAAAAUCGCAGGAGGAAGAUCAGCCAGUAAUUGUUAAAAGGAAAAGAGGAAGGCCUCGUAAACACCCUGUGGAAACCACAUUGAAAACAAAAGAAGACAGCAAAACGGAUACUGGCACUGGCACUGUAGAACAGCCUUCACCUGGCGGCAAAGUGAAAGGAAUGCAAACAGAUGAGUCCGGUAAGGACACCGGGGCCCUGCAAGAGAGAAGUGCAAGCAAUGACGACGGUGAGGAGAAGACGGUGACGAGCGGGCGCCGCAGGGGACGGAAGCCCAAGCGCUCGCUCACUUCGUCCGACGACGCUGAAUCCUCAGAACCAGAAAGAAAACGCCAGAAGUCCAUUUCUGAAGCAGCCGAGGACAAGAAAGACCAGGAGUCGGAGGAGGAGGAGGAAGAGGAGGAAGAGGAGGAGCCCUCCGGGGCCACCACCAGGUCUGCCGCCAGAUCCGAGGCUCAGAGGUCCAAGGCGCAGCAGUCCCCUCCCACCAAACGCAAGAGGGAGGCCAGCCCCCCGGGGGCCCGCACGCGGGGCCAGCAGCAGCGGGCGGAGGAGGCCCCCGGGAAGAAGGCGAAGCGGUAAUCCCAAGCGGACGCAUGGCGGAGACGGAGAAAGCUGCAGCCUCGGGCGCGGGCUUUUCUGUUGUGACCGGGGGAAGGACUGCAUGUGCUCCCAGCUCCUAGGUGCAAGCUCGUUCUGUUCUGUUUUCAGCGGCUCUAUAAACUGUUGUCCGUAGCAGAUAGACACUAUGUACAUUUAUCUCAGAUAAAGGAAAAUAAGUUUACUUUGUAUCAACUCAAGGCAAAGCAUAGUUGUAUAUUUUAGCAUUGGAGAUUGGGAUUUCCCGAUGGGGCACAUGGCGGCCGCAAACCCCUCAGCCCAUCCGACACCAGGCUGCCUCCUGGUCACCUGUGUACAGUAUAUAAACAUGUAAAAAUAGGUUGUAUUUUACUCCGUGUAUGAUGCUAAUCAAUGAACACUUUAUUUAUUUUACAGAGAAAACUUAUCUGUGAACUUUACUAUAUAUCUGUUUAUUUUAUUUUAUUAUUUUUUUAAUUACGAAAAAGGAUUUUAAAUGCUAUGCAGUCACUAGUAGCCGUGUUUUAGGACCGCCCGCCCGUACCCAGGAAUCCGACCGGGCGGGAGAUGCAGCGCCUUCUCGCAUGUGUUCAGGUGCAGUAGUUUAGCUCAAGGGGCUCCGUGGCCUUUCUGUUCACAGCUGUGACUUUUUUAA
Messenger RNA from Phyllostomus discolor (pale spear-nosed bat), 9322 nucleotides. RefSeq names its product biorientation of chromosomes in cell division 1 like 1 (gene BOD1L1). Bases 127 to 8670 code for a protein of 2847 amino acids. The transcript has 27 exons. The record is from RefSeq and is a predicted model, not a curated record. Lineage: Eukaryota; Metazoa; Chordata; Mammalia; Chiroptera; Phyllostomidae.